AUGGUGGUUGUGGUGGAUGGGGAACUUUUGCCCGACAGUGACCCGCGAGCUGUCCGUUCUCGGCAACAGCGCGGCCACUCACCUGCAGCAACUUCUUCAGAUCCUUCAAGCAUCUCAGGUUCUGGGGCAGGUCUGAAUGCCCGUUCGCUUUCGUCUUUCCUUUCCAGAGUUACUGGAGCGGGACAGGCGAGUCGCGAUCGCGAAAGAGGCCACAAGGUGACUCUGCCGGCACUCGCGUUCAUUGGCAAACCAGCAGUUGAGGUUCCAGUGUAUGUUCUUGUAGUUGCAGCCUUGCUGGUCGCUCUCCUGGGAGCGCAAGGCGCCGUCUUCGUCGCAGUCGUCUACCUUUUCUACACUCCUUGGGCGCACGAGGCGGGCAACAGGUCUUCCUCUGUGGGCCGCGGAGGUGAAGGCGCCACGAGUCCGGGCAUCCAGAGUUCUCCCGGCCCUUCGUCGACGCACCGCGACAGGCGGGUGCUGGGGGAGGAGGAGAGAGAGGCACGCAUCCAGAGACUCAUGCAACAGAAGAAAGAUGGAGAUCCAGACAAGGGAGGAAACUGA
Toxoplasma gondii ME49 is the source of this 561-nucleotide messenger RNA. RefSeq lists its product as hypothetical. Bases 1 to 561 code for a protein of 186 amino acids. NCBI's taxonomy places the organism in Eukaryota, Apicomplexa, Conoidasida, Eucoccidiorida, Sarcocystidae. The record is from RefSeq and is a predicted model, not a curated record. The transcript has a single exon.